AUGGGCGAGAAGCGAUUGUGUCUUGAUUAUGAUGCAUUCAGAUUUAACAUAUAACGAUAUUUUAUCCAACACAGCAGCAGAAUCUUCAAUCAUUGCUAUGAGAUAUGGAGAACAACCUUUGAAGGAUGAACAAAUAAGAAUUUAA
Molecule: messenger RNA, 145 nt
Organism: Funneliformis geosporum
Lineage: Eukaryota; Fungi; Glomeromycota; Glomeromycetes; Glomerales; Glomeraceae
Source: the annotation of a GenBank genome assembly